Messenger RNA from Dentiscutata erythropus, 2602 nucleotides. The record is from the annotation of a GenBank genome assembly. NCBI's taxonomy places the organism in Eukaryota, Fungi, Glomeromycota, Glomeromycetes, Diversisporales, Gigasporaceae.
AUGUCGUUCGCUGAAGUUGGAGAGUCUCUUGGCCCUAUAACUGCCACAGCUCAGCAAACAACGAACUUUCAUUAUUAUAAUACUCAGGGUGAUUCAGAUAACGAACAUGAUUACGUAGGGACUCCGCCUUACUCAAACGACGAAUCUACCCUCGAAGGUGACAACAGCGAGGAAGGAAUGGAAGGUGUCUCUGACAACGAACAAAUUACUCAAAAUAUCCUCCCUGUACAAAAUCAAGGAUUUGAAGGUGGUAGCGACUUUAAUACGUAUCGAAACGGUAAUGGAAUAACCAGCGGUAAUGUCAUUGACGUUGGCAAUAAUAAUCUCAACAAUAGCAACAACGGAAACACCGCCAACAACAUGUUACCUCCUAUUCAAAUGCUUCACAGAAAUACACCUCCAUCAAUACCUGCAUCAACAUUGUCUGCUCCGUCUUCUUCAACUAGAUCUCUUGGAUCUGAUAUUCAAUUUAGCGAUAGAUUGCUUGCUUUCAAUACGAUGCAUGCGCGAAACUUAAAUAAUAGAGAUCUUCGUCAAAACCAUCAUGUUGGCAGUUAUAAUAUACCUCCUUUUCCUGAUGGCUUUCCAGUUCCUCAACCACAGUCAAUUUUUAGAUUUCCUAACGUGAGUCAACCUCCUAGCUAUACUGUUAGAAAUGAUGUUACCGUAUCUCAGUCAACGACAACAUCUUCAAAUGUCUCUCAACAAAAGCAAAGUCCUUUGAGGUUUGCAAAUUCUUCAUCUUCACGAAAAAGAGCAAGGUCAAUUUCAAAUGAUUGGCCUAAUACCACUUCCAAUUCUCAUUUUAUUCCAUCAUCUAUACAAUUUGGUUCUUUGGAACCUAUUAAUCGAGAUGGUAUCGGUGGUAGGUCUACUGUUGGUAAUAACUUGCAAGCAUCUACCCGUUCAUCUUCUCCGCUUAAUCGUUCGACACCGGGAAAUCAUGCUCCGGUUAUUAAUAAUUAUCAGGAUGUUACCGAUUCCCCUUCUACUCCUUUAUCUCCUCCAAUAAAUUAUAUGCCUCAUUAUAUCCCACAUCCUAAUCGUAUUCCUACUUAUGUCGCAUACAACCAACCUUCUUCUAAUUCCUCUCAAUCAUCAUCAUCUAUACCGAUACGACCACAGUCUCAACAAAACUUUUUCAAUCGUAUGCCAUAUGUUAGUAACGCAUCAAGAAGAAAUUUUCCAAAUCCAACUCAACCAUUAGAUACUUCUUUGAGAAGACCAUCACAUCAUACUAGUGACGAGCAACAAUCUUAUAAUAAUUACACUUCGGUUGGCUCUGAAGCGUCCAAUGUAAUAUAUCCCGAAGUGGUAUCUUCACAACCUGAGCGAAGGCAACAUCAUUCAAAUGUUAAUGUACAUAUACAGAAUGUGUCACAAGGGCCUAGGGGAUCAUCGUCUUCCAGGUGGACGUCUCGUGAUUCUUCAAAUAGAAAUCGUGAUGUGUUGACUAGAUCAAUCAUUCCAAAUCCACAUCUUCGUCGUACAGCGAUUCGUCCAAGUACUUUCACGGGUGCUGGUAACCAUUCAACUCUUAAUGGUCCAUUGCAGGAAUCCUCUAGAGUGAUCGGAAGUGAUGAGGAGCCAGAUACUGCUAUUGAUUUGCCAGAAAGUUCAGAUAGUGAAGUUAAUAUAACAACUACUCCUAAUCGUGUUACACCAUGGACAAAUAGAAUUAUUAGACGUCAUGAUAUACGUCAGGAUUCUAAUACACGUGACUCGCGGCAGCCUAUAAAUCAUCGAACUUUAGUGCCAUCGGCAUCUACAACAAAUGCUGCAAGAAACAAUUCUUCUGAAAAUCCUAUUUCAGAUGAGCAAUUGACAAGAAGGAUACAGCCAACUGAAUUCAGCUCUACACAUCAAAAUCUCAAUGACGAGCAUAGUCCAUUGUCAAGGAUUUUUGGAAGUCGAGUUCGUCCCUCAUCUCGCCGUGAUACGGGAACGAACUCGUCAACAACUUCACGUAGUGGUUCUGUCAGGAGAGAUACACCAACGCGCGCACCAAUACCCAGAUUGCCAGACAUGUUAUCACAUCAUGACCGUCAUCAUAGUGAGGAACGUGGAAGUGAAUCUAGGUCCCGUGCUCAUGGUUUACGCAACGGUCAAUCAAGGAACGUAAGGCAAGGUGCUCAUUAUAUACAUCAUUUCAUACCACAUUAUCCGUUAUUAGAGAAUCUUAUUGAUAAUGGUGAACUAGAAGACUACUUUAUUGAGAUGAUGCCAGAGUUUUUGGGCAAUGGUAUUGCAGCUAAUCCAGAUAACUAUCUGGAUGAAGAUGAGUUUGAUUCUAGUUAUGAAGGAUUGCUUAGACUAAGUGAACGCAUCGGUGAUGCAAAACCUAAAGGUGUUCCAGAUCAUGUGGUUAAUACAUUACCCACAAAACGGUAUUCAACGAGUAAAACUAGAAGUCUUGAUGAAAGGUAUUUGUAUUCUGGAAAAAUAUGGAUCUCUGAACGGCGAUGGAAAAAUCUGAUUCAAAAUCGUUUGAAGAAAUUGUCGGUUCCAGUUGGCUUAGAGUUUCCUUGUAUCCCUUCGGAGGAAUUUCCGGGCAGUUUGAGUUAUCGAAAAAGGAUCUAUAGUGCAAGGAAGAAUAAGCAUU